CGCACCACCAAUCACGACUCCAAAUACCACGGCUUUUAAAUUGACACUACGAAGCGUCUUCAAAGAAGAAACGCACGCCACACAGACUCACAGAGAAACACAAGGACAAGAAGAAAAUACAAAGCCUUCUUGGGAAGACCUCAAGGAGACCUUCCCGUUCUCUCCUUCACUUAAUCACUUGGCGAAGGAAGGAGAACUGGUGCAUGAGUCACGCGUGUUCUCAUGUUCCCCAUUUAAUUUAAUUGGUUUCUGGUAUGUUUUCUCCCAUAUAUUUUCUUAAGCUCGGUUGGUAAUUGAUGCUUCUGUCGUUUGUUUGUGUGGGAAUUGUUUGAGUGGAUUGGGUUUUGAACUUUGAUUAUUGGGUCAGUUACUUUUUCUGGAUUGAAACCCUGAUUUAUGUCAGUUGGGAUCGUAAGAUUUUGGAUGAACUUGGUUCUAGAUUGAACGGAUUGUUGUUUUCUCUGGUAUUCCCGAUCUGGGUUCUUGAUUUUGGUUAAAGCAAUAUUCUUUAGGUUGGAGAUAGACUCGGCACAACUUUCUUAUAAUUGGAGGGGCUUUCAUAAUUUGAGCUACUCAUCGGUUCCUCUAAAUCUGUUGAUGACUCUGGUUAUUCUGGAGAAGGAAGAUCAGCUUGCGAACUUGCACAAUUAUUUUGUGGGUGUUCUCAGGCUAUUGAAUAUACCCUUUGAAAGGAAGGUCUUUACAUUCUGUAUCCCCAGAGAUAGAUGGGAUAAGGAGUUCUUUAAGCUGCAGGGAGGUUAAUUAAAUUUGUUAAAUUCUCAAAGAUUGGUUGUAGAAUUGGUUUGGAGCAUGUGAAUUUGAGAUGGAUUCUUCACAAGGAUCUACAUUGUCGACCAAUGUCGCUGGGCUUGUUGAUGGUUCUUCUGGGGGCAGAGAGGUAUCAUUCAUUGAUAAUGUGCCCGUUUACGUUAGGGAGCUAAUAGCUGGAGGUGCUGCUGGAGCAUUUGCUAAGACUGCUGUCGCACCUCUUGAACGGACUAAAAUACUGUUGCAGACAAGAACUGAAGGGUUCAAGUCCCUUGGGGUGCUUCAAUCCUUGAAGAAAAUACUAAAGCAUGAGGGAGUUCAUGGAUUUUAUAAGGGAAAUGGAGCUAGUGUUCUUCGAAUUGUCCCUUAUGCUGCCUUACAUUUCAUGACAUAUGAACAAUAUCGUCUUUUGAUCUUGAAUAACUAUUCUGGAUUAGGUUCCGGGCCUGUAGUAGACCUGUUAGCUGGUUCAUUAUCUGGAGGAACUGCCGUUUUGUUCACAUAUCCCUUAGAUUUGGCACGUACAAAACUUGCUUAUCAGGUUACAGACAUAAAGAGAAGUUUCAGCGGUGGCGUUAGAAGUAUAUAUACACGACCUGCAUAUAAUGGCAUAAAAGAUGUACUGGCAAAUGUCUACAAGGAAGGUGGUGCGCGUGCCCUGUACCGAGGUAUAGGUAUGUUUGUGUUCUUCCCAACCUCCAACCCUCUUUUUUUGCAUGCUGUUUACCCAAAGUGUUUGUUGAAGAUGAAAGAUGUCAUCAUUUUAAGAGGAGGAGCAAUUAAUGUAAUCAGGCUCUAAAAGCGCAAAGCUGCAAAUUGUUUUCUAAAGCACCGAAGGCUCUUUAUGGCCCAAAGGCACUAGAUGUUGUUGCCUGAACAAAAUGGGGAUUUCGAGAGAGGGAAAGAGAAGCAAGUUAUCAAACAAACUUGUUUAUGAAGGCUUAGAUCACCACAAUCAUUGUCAAAUAUUCAAGGCAAAAACCCUCAAACACGAGACGACAAAAUUUUAUUAACUCGUUCUAUUUAAAGUGUCUAGCACUUGAAUUUUCAAAAUCCUGCUCUAAUUGUUGUAAAUAUCAACAUUAUGCAAGUAGGGUGCAGCCAAUAUUAUCCUUCUGACCCUGAUCAGGGAUCUCUAAACACAAUUGUGCAAUGUGGUUAUGGCAUCAAUUUGGGACUUCUAUGGUAAUUUUGUUUUGACUGUGGAAUUUUAUUUUACAGGUUGAGAAUCUGCAACCUUCAUUUCGAGGUGUUGCCAGAUACCGGAAUACAUGGGACGGGCUUUCUAUGAUUGCUCGUAACCAAGGAUGGAGGCAGUUGUUUGCCGGGCUGAGCAUUAAUUAUAUCAAGAUUGUACCUUCUGUGGCAAUUGGUUUCACUGCAUAUGACAUGAUGAAGAUUUGGCUUCGCAUUCCGCCACGACAACAAGCCGCUGCUUAACAAUGCACCAUGUACACUUCCAUUACACCACCUUUUUGGCUGUUUCUCAUCUUCUCCGUUCUCAUUUCUCGGCUACCCACAAUAACAUAGGACUAGUUUGUUGUGCGGAGUCCAACAUUAUGUUGUUUAGGACCAUUGGUGAUUCAUAAUUAAUGUUAAAUGGUGUGUUUGGUUUCAUUUGUAGUAUUGUUGAUUAAAGGCUUUUACUCACUCACAGUUCCACUUGAAGAGUUGGUUAGAAUUUUUUUCCUGAGGAAUUAGUUAAGUUGGUUAGAUAUAUAUAUUGUCUUGUCCUUUGAGUUGAUUUA
Messenger RNA from Tripterygium wilfordii, 2516 nucleotides. Its product is annotated as mitochondrial carrier protein CoAc1-like. The record is from RefSeq and is a predicted model, not a curated record. NCBI's taxonomy places the organism in Eukaryota, Viridiplantae, Streptophyta, Magnoliopsida, Celastrales, Celastraceae. The transcript is spliced from 5 exons. Gene Ontology annotation, biological process: transmembrane transport. Bases 824 to 1567 code for a protein of 247 amino acids.